This is a messenger RNA of Aplosporella prunicola CBS 121167, 915 nucleotides long. RefSeq lists its product as uncharacterized. Bases 1 to 915 code for a protein of 304 amino acids. The transcript has 3 exons. Lineage: Eukaryota; Fungi; Ascomycota; Dothideomycetes; Botryosphaeriales; Aplosporellaceae. The record is from RefSeq and is a predicted model, not a curated record.
AUGCACCGCUCUGGUCCGCCGUACUGCACUUAUCACCCCUGCCUGCAUGACCUGACAGUUGAAAGUAUUGUCCCUUUGUUAACACUGCUGCUAAGCCAGCCGACGACGGCAUUGGAACAUCCAAUACUCGACUCUUUCCCCGCAGACAAAGCACCGCAAAGCCAAGAAGUCACUACCUCACCACCACGCGAAUGGCACGAGCCGCAAGACUUCGAAAAUCUCGGAGUGGCCACGCUCAGCGAGAUGGACGCGCCGGAACCGCAUUGGCAGCAGUGGUGCAAGGAGCACGAGAAAUUCGGCUUCGUCGUUUACCGCUCCGCAUAUAACAAUAUAAGUGACGCCGAAUGGGCAGAAGUGAGAAUGACGGUGUUGGGCACCUCGAUGCAGACUUGUGGCCCUGACUGGAGGACCAGUGAUGCGCUUCCGAACGCGCCGAGUCGGGUGUGGUUCCAGUGGGUUGAAGACCGGGCAGCACUGGAGGGGAAGGGGGUCGAGUUUGUGCGCGAGCAUUUCGCGCGUAUCGCCACCGUCCACGAAUACUACACCUCCGGCCCUCUGAACCAGAGCCUCAACUGGCCGAGCGAAAUCCUCCAAGACGCGGUCCUACUGGUCGACGAAGCGGCGCUCGCGUCAAUCCAGGCGGCGAUUAGAGACCCUGAACUCGAUCGCGAAGCUUGGCUGUGGGCGAUUGAUCCUGGCUUUGGCAUGCAGGACUCUUUGUGCGAGAGCGAUCCGGACUACUGCCAAGAGCAUGAGCCCGGGUAUGAGGGCUACUAUAAGGUGCGUUUGGAGCGCCUCUUUGAAGGGUUCUACGAUAUGCUGCAAGGCCAGGUUCGCGAUUUUGAGUUUUUGGACUACGAUCCUUUUGAGUAUCGUGAGAGAAGUGGGUGUUGGGGUGACGAAGAGGUCGUUUAA